GCCACUGUCUUCUCGCAGAAUUUUGCCUUGUGGCUACCAGCCAGACUACUUCCAGGUCGUAGCCAUUUUGAGUGCUUGACGGUGAAGAAGAGCGGAGUUGGAAGAGGCAAGCUCCAGGCGUAGGAAGUACAAGGUAAGAUAUGUGGGACCAGGGUGGACAGCCCUGGCCGCAAUGGCCGAUGAACCAACAGCAGUGGAUGCAGUCCUUCCAACACCAACAAGAUCCAGGCCAAGUUGACUGGGCGGCACUUGCUCAGGCUUGGAUUGCCCAGAAAGAGUCUACAGGACCUCCAGUGGACCAGCUGAACCUUCAGCCUAAUGGACAGGAUGUCCCAGGCAUGGAUCCUGUGAUGCCCAGUAACCGGAGCUCCUUCCAAGGGGAUGGCAACUUUGGCAGGAUGUGGCAACCUGAUCUCAGGGUAGCUGUGACAUCACCAAAGUACCCCAACCAACAGGCUAUAGAAUGGGGAAUGCAUGGCCAGCCACCUCCCCCGGUAGACCAGGCGUGGAUUCCUCCGGGGACUGGACCUAUGGAUGUGGCACCUCCCUCCGAGGACAGCAACAGCCAGGACAGCCUGGAGUUCUCUGAGGGCCACCACGGAGUCUAUCCCCAGAACAGCCACGGCUUCGGUGGUCCGACCGAGAACUACACCAUUAACACCAUGCCAAUGAACCAGUUCGAUUAUCAGCACGGGGCUGCUUCCACCUAUGGCCCCACUCCCCCGGGAUUCCAUCCUCCCUACUGGCAGCAGGGCCCACUACAGAACAGGCGGGACAGGCCCCCAGGCUUUAGGGACCGCCCGAGGUCCCCCAUCCAGCUCUCCAAACAAGAUGCCCCUGCUGUUGCCGCCGCCGCCCUUGCUUUCCCAGGCACGCAGGCAAACAGACACACACACACAGCCUCCAAUGACCUGGCUCUCCUCUCAGAUGCGGUGAAGAGGCGCACCCUUCCUGCCUGGAUCCGAGAGGGUCUGGAGAAGAUGGACAGGGAGAAGCAGAAGAAGCUGGAGCGGGAACGCAUGGAGAAGGAGCGUGCUGAAAUGGCUAAAGAUGAAGACAAAGAGGGCGAGGCAGCGGACGAUGGAGGUGACGGGCCUCGUUUACCCCGCAAGAGUAAAUUUGACAGUGAUGAUGAGGAUGGUGAAGAAGCGGAGACAGAGAUUGAGGACAGUGUGCCUUCCAGGAAGCAGGAGUUGGCUAGUAGAAGCCCCUCCCCUCCCCCGGAGGACCAGAGCGAACCGGAGAUGACAGAGGAGGAGAAGGAAUUCCAGUUGAUGAUUCUGACAAAAACUCUGCUGACAGAAAUCCUCCUGGAGGUCACCAAUGAAGAGAUUCAUUCUGUGGCUAAAGAGGCUCACCGCAAAGCCACCAAAGCUCCUGCCAAACAGCUGGCACAGUCAAGUGCACUGACUUCUCUAAUCGGCAUCGGUGGACUCGGCGACUACGGCUCAGACUUGAGCGAUGACGACGAGGAGGAGCACAGCGCCCGGGCGUCCGAGUCCUCCGACACGGACGAGGAGGAGCUGCGCCACCGCAUCCGGGAGAAGCAGGAUGCAUUUCGCCGCAAGGAGAGGGAGCUGCAGCAGCAGCAGGAGAGACAAGCCCAGGAGGCACAGCGUGUACGCGAAGAGAUGGCGCUGGACAGAGUGAACCGUGAGAAGGGGGAAUAUGAUGAGGCCCAGUUAGAGAGCCUCCACAAACAGGAAGUGAGAGAGAGGGAGGCGGAGCCCAUGGCAGAGAGACGCAGGUCUCGCAGUGAGCCUGAGGUCAGCAGUGAGGUCAGGCAGGCGGGCCGGGGGAAGGAACGCGGGGGAGGGCGGGGCACCAGCGGUUCCCCCAGCAACGGACGCAGCAGCAGCAGCUCCAGCUCCAGCAGCGCCAGCAGCCGGUCGUCUUCCUCCUCCUCCUCGUCCUCAGCCUCCUCGCGCUCGUCCUCGCGCUCCUCUUCGCCACAGAGGAAGAGGAGGCGCAGUCGCUCGUCCUCACACAGGACCCGUGGCAACCGGCGCAGCAGGAGCCGCAGCUCGCACAGACGCCGCGGGGAGCGCGUCAGCGACAAAGCCCGGGAAAGGAGGAAGGGCAGCAGAACCCGGAGCGCCGAACGCUCAACCCGCCACAGGAACCGCUCCAGGGAGCGCAGGGCCAGCAGGGGAGGCAGGAGCAGGUCCAAGGACAGGGUCAGUCGGAGCAGGAGCAGGGACAAGGAAAGGGACAGGAAGAGAGGCAGGGAGAGCAGAGAGCGUCAGAGUCACAGCAGCAGCAAGCACAAGCAGAAAGCCUCCAGCAAAGACAGGGACAGGAAGAAGGACCGGAGCUCCAGCCACGACAAGAAGGAGAAGAAGCGAGAGAAGGAGAGGGAGGAGAGGGAGAAAGAGUCAGAUAGGAAGAAGGAGAAGCAGAAGGCCAAGGAGAGGGAGAAGGGAAAGGAUAGGGAGGCGCCUGCUGCGGAGGAGAGCAACGGGAAAUCCAGGAGGCGGAAAGAGGGAUGCACAGACUCUCAGGGCGACAAGCGCUCCCGGCAUGAUAGCAAGGCUAGCAAGAAGGGCUCCGCCAAGUCCAGCAAAAGGUACUCUGACUCAGAGUCGAGCAGGUCCCCCACCCCCGAGGUUAGCAAGGAAAAGAAGUCAAAGAAAUCAAAACGUAGUCGCUCAAGAUCAACGGACAAAUCUCACAAGUCUGGUAAGAAGGCAAGCCGCAAACACAAGUCUAAGUCACGAUCAAGGUCCACGUCACCUGCCCGGCGAUGGCGUUAAGGAGCGCAGGGCACCCUGAUUUGUGCACUUUUAAAUUCCAUGAGUUUUACGGGCUUGUCUCAUUAUAGAGACAGCGGUGUAGGUGAACUCUCCCCCCAACCCUCCCCCAUCUUUGUAAAUAUGUGUUAUUUUUAAGUGCGAGUCGGCAAAUACAGGACAUUUUGAAUGCUAGGUUUUUGCUUCGUAUCAUGCAAAGCUCAGAGGCUUUGUAUAGUUCAUAGAAUCUUGGAAGAUGUGUCAUUUUAAAAAGAUUAACAGGAUCAAACGUAUUAAUGUCAAUUGUCCAAUAAAACUGAAAUGGUCCCUUGUCCUGGG
This is a messenger RNA of Esox lucius (northern pike), 3068 nucleotides long. RefSeq names its product PNN-interacting serine/arginine-rich protein (gene pnisr). NCBI's taxonomy places the organism in Eukaryota, Metazoa, Chordata, Actinopteri, Esociformes, Esocidae. Gene Ontology annotation, cellular component: nuclear speck; presynaptic active zone. The coding region runs from base 141 to 2753 and encodes 870 amino acids. The record is from RefSeq and is a predicted model, not a curated record. The transcript is spliced from 13 exons. Gene Ontology annotation, molecular function: RNA binding.